Messenger RNA from Geodia barretti, 1215 nucleotides. Lineage: Eukaryota; Metazoa; Porifera; Demospongiae; Tetractinellida; Geodiidae. The record is from the annotation of a GenBank genome assembly.
UUGAAGAUAACCGUGGUUGGGCUUGGAUACGUUGGCACGGUUGCUGCCGCUGCGCUUGCGGGGGCAGGCCACGACGUGUUGGGAAUCGACAUCGACAGGAGUCGCACCGAUAUGCUGGGCGCGGGCUGUGUGCCAAUGUACGAACCCGGCCUUGAAGAGCGAAUAGAGGCCGCCCUGAGGGCCGGGACGCUUCGGUUUCUUCACCGUGACGACGUUGCCGAGGAUCCCGCGUCAAGUGCGGGGCAGGCUCUUGGCGACGUAGCCCUCAUCGCUACCGGCACGCCCCCGACACAUGGAGGCGGGGCUGACUUGCACCAGGUCCGAGCCGCGGUGGGCUGGGUCAAGUCCACAAGGCCCAGGGAACUGACUGUCGUGAUGAAGAGCACAGUCCCACACGGGACCGGGACCGGGAGGGAGCUGCUGGAGAGCGAGCUCAGGGGUACAUCCAUCAGGUACGCCUCCAACCCGGAGUUCCUGCGCGAGGGCCGUGCUGUCGAUGACUGGGAGAAGCCCGACCGGAUCGUCAUCGGAGUCGAGCCGGACGAUACACGCUCAGUCGAUACGGUCAAGCGCAUGUACGCAGGCAUUGAUGCGCCCUGCAUGGUCACCGACAUCACCAGCGCGGAGAUGAUCAAGUACGCGAGCAACGCGUUCCUCGCCACCCGUAUAUCAUUCAUCAACGAGAUCGCCUCCCUGUGCGACACCGUAGGAGCCUCGAUUGACGAGCGUCUUCUGCCGCUUCACGCGCUGCGCCAGAGGUUCGGCGGCGCGAUUGAAGGUCUGAGAGUCGGCAUACUCGGUCUGGCGUUCAAGCCCGGCACCGACGACGUCCGGGACGCACCGUCGCUCGACCUGAUCCGUGCGCUGGUGGACGAGGGAGCAGAGGUUCAGGCGUUCGACCCGGAGGCAAUGAAGUCGGCGCGUCCGAAUCUGCCGUCAUCGGUCCAGCUGGUGGAGGGUGUGGAGGAAGCGGCGAACCGGACGCAGGCGCUGGUGCUGCUGACGGAGUGGGACUCCAUCGUUCAGUCCGACUGGCGGGUUGUCGCCAGGUGCAUGAUUCCGCCGCGACUGGUGUUCGAUGGCCGGAACGCCCUGGACCCGGCCGAAAUGAACAGGCUCGGCUUCGAGUACGUUGGGGUGGGCCGGGGGCCGGUCCGGGGGGGCAUCCAGGACGGCUCUUCCCCUUGGUCGGUCAUGCAGGGGCUGGUUGUGUGA